Molecule: messenger RNA, 3201 nt
Organism: Manis pentadactyla (Chinese pangolin)
Lineage: Eukaryota; Metazoa; Chordata; Mammalia; Pholidota; Manidae
Gene: FAM76A
Product: family with sequence similarity 76 member A
Exons: 9
Coding region: 130-1053 (307 amino acids)
Source: RefSeq, a predicted model, not a curated record
ACACCCGGCCCUCUCGCCUGCCGCAGCCCUCAGCCUGCUGCCGCCGCCGCCGCCGCCAGCUUCUGCUUCAGACUGUCAGAUAAAGCGGCGGCCGGGCCGGCUAGGUGGUGAGCACGGCCCGGGCCAGACAUGGCGGCGCUCUACGCCUGCACCAAGUGCCACCAGCGCUUCCCCUUCGAGGCGCUGUCUCAGGGGCAGCAGCUGUGCAAGGAAUGUCGGAUUGCACACCCUGUUGUCAAGUGCACCUACUGUAGGACAGAGUAUCAACAGGAGAGUAAAACCAAUACAAUAUGCAAGAAGUGUGCUCAGAAUGUGCAGUUGUAUGGAACGCCCAAACCUUGUCAGUAUUGCAACAUAAUUGCAGCAUUUAUUGGCAACAAAUGCCAGCGCUGCACAAAUUCAGAGAAGAAGUAUGGACCACCAUAUUCCUGUGAACAGUGCAAACAGCAAUGUGCCUUUGACAGGAAAGAUGAUAGAAAAAAGGUAGAUGGGAAAUUGCUGUGCUGGCUGUGCACACUCUCAUACAAACGGGUCCUUCAGAAGACCAAAGAGCAGAGGAAGCACCUGAGCAGCUCUUCCCGUGCCAGCCACCAGGAGAAGGAGCAGUACAGUCGACUGAGUGGUGGCAGCCAUUAUAACAGCCAGAAAACACUUUCCACAUCUUCAAUUCAAAAUGAAAUCCCAAAGAAAAAAUCCAAGUUUGAGUCAAUCACAACCAAUGGAGACAGCUUUUCCCCAGACCUGGCUCUGGACUCACCAGGCACUGAUCACUUUGUCAUCAUCGCCCAACUGAAGGAAGAAGUAGCUACUCUGAAGAAGAUGCUUCAUCAAAAGGAUCAAAUGAUUUUAGAGAAAGAGAAGAAGAUCACAGAGUUGAAGGCUGAUUUUCAAUACCAAGAAUCUCAGAUGAGAGCCAAAAUGAAUCAGAUGGAGAAAACCCACAAAGAAGUCACAGAACAAUUGCAGGCCAAAAACCGAGAGCUGCUAAAGCAGGCAGCUGCCUUGUCCAAGAGCAAGAAGUCUGAGAAGUCAGGAGCUAUAACAUCUCCGUGAGAGACCGCGAGGAUGCCCUCAGCAACAGCAAAUGGAUUUCUGGGUUAGGGUUGGCGACCUGGCUGUUCUCGGGGAAUUGCAAGCUUUCUUAAGAAAUCUCUAUUUUAUUACAGUUAUCCUUUGUGUGAUUGCAGUGGGCUGAAUGGAAACACCUGGUUUGUCCUGUUAUAACUGCAUGCUUGAAUGUUUGGGGUUUCAAGCUCUCUCACUCUCUCACACUUCCCACCCCACUCCAAUACUUAGCUCAGUACUACUAUUUCUCUCUCUCUCUUUUUGGUACUAUUUUUUUCUGUGUGUGGUGGUCACUGCUCAGUGUUAUGUGCAGAAUUUUUUUUUUUUGGUCCAUCAUUGCAUCCUGCCAUACCCAUGAGCAAAUGUUUGGCAUUAAAUACGUAUCACUGCCACCCUCUGAACUUUAAAAACUGCCACCUUAAGACUUCGUACAAUGGAAGAGGCUUUCUCUCUCCAGUAAAUCUUUUGCUUCAGGGUAUACUCUUGGGUUUUUUUCCAGGUAUAUUAUGUAUGAACUUUGUACUAUGUAUAGCCAGAGUUUUAUUUAUUUUUUAAAAAGAAACUUUUUCUUGAUAAAGGAAUACUGAUAACCCAGCUUGUUCUUCUUGUAAAAGUGAUGCCUCUUUUAAAAAAGUCCUACUGUCUAGCUUUUAGUAAAAUAAUCAGAUCUUUUCUUUCCUGUUACCUUGGAGUCUUAAAAACUGAUGGCUAAGGAGAAACAAUUCAAUGCAUAAGUAUGGAGUUAAGUGCCUUUUGGAGGAUUUCUUUGAAGAGUAUUUAAGAAUAUGCUUAAGGAAGGUAGCAGAAGUUUGAGCAGCCUGUCUUUUUAAGGGCGGAAAGGUUGUCCAGGUUGUACUGGACACUUCCUUCCCCUGCUCCUGUCCUGAUUGUUUUAUGUGACUGAUUUUAACUUCUCACACUGCCACUUCUUUUUUCAAAACUAUCCUUCACUUGCUUAUAUUAAUUGUCAUACUGGGCCAUUAUCAGAGAACAUUCUUUUUCACAUGAGCAGAUUCAAAAUGGUAUACUAUUUGCACAAAGAGCAUUUUGGGGGGUCAGUACGAACUGCUCAAGUGUGGACUCUGAGUUUGGGAGAAAUGAUGUGAAUGUACCUUCUCCCCACUCCUCCUCACCCAUCCAGCCUGUACACUCCCUGCUUUUAAAAUGGGAAGGUGUUGAAAAUAGGUGCUUCUCAGGAGCAGCUUGGCCUCAGCCAGAAUUAUGUCCGGUUUUCCCUUCUUGAUCCAAUAGGCAUGUGUACUUCCUUUUCCAGGAGAGCAGCUAGAUUUGCAUUUCUAGCUGUACUCUUGGGGCCUCCCUGUGAUGUUUGUGGAAGAAAUUAGAGAUGUGUAGUGUGCCGUGAGAUAGAGUAAAACCAACUACUUUAGGAUUAGGUACUGGAGUUAAAGUUAAUCCUGAGAGCAAAUGACAUCUGUGCCUCAGUCUACCAAAAUCAAAGUAAGUUUGACUUGUCAGGCAUUUCCUAGAAGCAAAUGCUUACCAUCUGUGAUAGCAUUCUCAUAGGCAAAGCCUGGCACAUAAUUGGACAGAGAUGUGGGAAUGGGUGGCAUCCUUCUGAUCAGAGAAGUAAUGGGCCAUGUGUCUUACCUAUCACUCUAGUAGGGAAUGUAACUUUCCCUUCUGAGCAGGGGAAACAGCAGUGCUAAAUAGUUUUGUAACUUUUUGGAUGAGAAACUUUUAAGUAAAGAUAAGCUGUCAGAUAAUAUUUUUCAGAUUCAUUUACAUUGACUAUGGGGAAAAGAUUGUGAAAGUUAUGGUCAUGGUAUUUUUUUUUUUUAAUUUUAAAGACGAGAAAUUCUGUUACGUGAAGUGACAAUAUAAAAACACAUAGUUUUAUACUAAAUCAUUUUUUAAGGUCUUGGCAUUUAAUAUAAAGCAAAUCCACACAUUUUCUAACUUUCCACAAGUUCCAAAAAGGGAAGGAAGAAAUUUCGGUCUUGAGACUGGUUUUUAAAAAUCAUGACUCUGUUUUUCCAUGAAACUGAGUAGCUAACUUUUGGUAACACCUUUUGUUUAUUUGUAUGUUUGUAAUAAUGGACAUUUUAAAACACAGGAGUGUUUUGGUUUGUACAGACUUUGAAAAAUGUGUGUUAAUAAAAGUUCAUAUUGACUCAA